AUGCGCCGACGACUGAAGAGUGCCCACGGGGGUCCCAACUCGAGCAGCCUCUACAAGAUCCCCCACGUGGCGGGGGAAAGGCAGGAUCCUGCCCGCGACCGUUUCCGCCACGCCCACCGCCAUUCCGCCGGCCCCGUCGGCCUCCAGAACCGGCCGAAUGCGGACGCGGAGGGGACUGCUCGCGACGACCCGUAUCCCAGCGACGCCCAGGUGACCCCCUCCCCCGCGUCGCCGGAGAUCGCCGCGGAGAGCAUUGCGCGGGGGAUCGCGCUCGGGGUGAGCGCUGGCCUUCCCGACCACGAGGAGAUGGGCGGCGAGGUGAACGAGGACGCGCAGGGGACCGCUGAUCGCCUUCCCUGCGCUGAUGAGUUUCGCGAUGCUCAAGAGAGGGUCGGCGAGGAGAGGGCUGCCGCGGAGGCUGACGCGGAGGCGAGCGCCCGCGCUCCUGCCGCGGCUGUCCUUCCGGGCGGUUCGACGAAACGCGCGCAGGGGCCCAGGAAUACUCCGGCGAGGUGGGGCGCGCAGCAGGCCGAUGGGGAAGAGUUGCCACCCGCUCGAAGCGGCGGACGGGCUCGCUUGCGGAGGGGUGCGCAGGGACACGCGGGCGAAGCCCAGCAGGCGCAGGCUCCGUCAUAG
Messenger RNA from Closterium sp. Naga37s-1, 636 nucleotides. NCBI's taxonomy places the organism in Eukaryota, Viridiplantae, Streptophyta, Zygnematophyceae, Desmidiales, Closteriaceae. The record is from the annotation of a GenBank genome assembly.